UCUCCGCCCCCGCUCGUCCCGUUAAAUUCCUCCUGCUUGGCAUCAGGUUCCCGGGGGAAAGGGCGGAGAAUUGGCCGCUAACUCUGUAACAUAAGUAACAAACAGUGAGCAGACACACUAAAACUAGUUUUACCGAAACCUGAGAAGAGAAGAUAAGCGGCUCUGGUUUUAGCCUAAUUAACGCUGCGCUGGCCGGAGAACGGAAGGGCAGUGCAUGACCGGGAAUCCGGUGUUGUCGGGAUGAGGCAGGCGUCACAUGGGAGUAUAUUAGGGUGGCUGUUGCUUUGCGCGUUUACUGUGUCUUCCUGGUAGAGACAGCUUGAGGUCCGAUGGCAGCCAGGCGGACUAGAGGUAUGACCGGCGGCUCGGAUCUGAGCAGGGCCACCGUGGCCCGGGCUACUGCUAUAGCUGAGCUUCUGCGCUAUGAGUGCUCCAUUUUACUGGAACUUUAUAGAAAGAAGGAGAGUUUCACUGCAGAUGUUACGGUGACAGAAAGUCGUCUGGUGUCUGUCCCUCCUCCUUCCUCCCAACUGGAAACCAGAGAUAAGCUCUGGUGUCUCCACUCUGCUCUGCUACAGUGCCGCAGCUUUCUGGAGAGAGCCAUCACCAAAGAGGAAGAGCAGCUAGGCGGUGGGAAGAAAGGUGAUUAUGAGACCCAGAGGAAGAUGGUGAAGGAGAGAUUGUCGCUUCUCUUAAUCAACACUGGAGAACUCCUCAAAACUGCUGGUGGCGUGAUGAUCCUGACUCCCAGCUCGGAGGGCUUGGAGUUAGACGGUCCGACCAUUCUGUUUGAGCUGAAGCUUUGGGUAUACCGGAUCUUCGAAGAGGUGGACUACUGGACCAAGACGGCCAUCACCACCUUGCAAGCCCUGCCCUCGGUAAUAGCUAAGGAGCGAGCGAGGACUACGCGAGUCAGGAGCACGAGAAGUGCUCGGAGAUGAGGCAGAGACGGUAGAAGUCUGUGUGUGUGGGCAAAGAGGACUAAUGAGAGAGGAAAAAAAGGUUAGGAAGAGAGAGAAAGAGGUGAGUAAAGGAAUCAGAAGAUGAAGCAAGGCGUUCAGCCAGGGGCCAAAGUGAGAAACAUGUGUGGUGUUAAAAAGAAAGAGGAAUGAAAAUAGCCAGCCGAGAGGGAGACACAGAUCCCUACUGACACAGGGAGAUGAGUGGGUUGGGUUAUUUUUAGGUCAUUAAGCCCCCUUUACAUGAACAGAGGCCGUAGACAGAGAGGGAGCAAGAUACCAUGUUUAUCAUAGCUAUUAACAUUUGUUUAACACGUUUAUUUUAAGUAUGAGUCUAAUACAACUUUAUAUGUAUUGUUUACCUUGUAAGAUGAAAUCCAACAAUGCAUCUAGAUUCAGAGUUAAUAUGCAGUUUCUUUCAUUCUUUCUUUCUUUCUUUCUUUCUUUCUUUCUUUCUUUCUUUUACAUUUUGGUAUUGAGGAAACAACAUAAUUAACAGCAACUCUAAAAGCAUGAACGUGUUUUCUCUUGCUAACAUGAAUAUCUCACAUUUAUGGUUUUCCUCAUGCGUUUUCACUCCUUUGAUACAACUUAUUGUUUAAGAUAUACUGCCAGGGUCCACUGCAGCUGACUGAGGAAGCAGUCAGCAAGGAGCACAUUUAGAUUUCAUGCCGUCACCAGACUGAAGCUCUGAUACACAGUUUUGACCAUUGUGGCUGUAAAUCAUUCCACAUAAGUUAUUAUCUGGGGAUGUUCAGUGUUUAAAGGGAAACAAAUAUGUGUAACAGCACCCUCUAGUGUUUACAUAGAUGUAUUCCUUCUUUCUUGAUUUUUCCUCAGUAAUUCUUAUGUCAAAAUAUAAUUUGUUCUUAAUGUAUUGUUGUGUUUUUAGGGCACUUUAUUAGCAAUGAAAUCAUGUCACAAGGUUUAAGAAGCAAUACGUGUGAUCCAACUGCAACAUCAAUAGUCAAAACUGAUGGGAAUGCAAAGGGGCACAUAAGCAGGGAGUGUAAACACAAUGUAAAUAGUAAAAGUCUACAAACUUGAUAAAAUAACUUUAUUUUUUGAAAA
This is a messenger RNA of Perca fluviatilis (European perch), 2030 nucleotides long. RefSeq names its product ciliary neurotrophic factor (gene cntf). The coding region runs from base 330 to 941 and encodes 203 amino acids. Gene Ontology annotation, molecular function: ciliary neurotrophic factor receptor binding. Lineage: Eukaryota; Metazoa; Chordata; Actinopteri; Perciformes; Percidae. The record is from RefSeq and is a predicted model, not a curated record. Gene Ontology annotation, biological process: negative regulation of neuron apoptotic process; ciliary neurotrophic factor-mediated signaling pathway. The transcript is spliced from 3 exons.